Molecule: messenger RNA, 723 nt
Organism: Ipomoea nil (Japanese morning glory)
Lineage: Eukaryota; Viridiplantae; Streptophyta; Magnoliopsida; Solanales; Convolvulaceae
Exons: 1
Coding region: 1-723 (240 amino acids)
Source: RefSeq, a predicted model, not a curated record
AUGGGAGCAACACUCACAAUGCUACUCAGCCUUGCAAUAGUACUAGGCCUAGUCUUGCUUCUACUAGCCCAGCUCUACUGCUCUCUCUUGCUCCGCCGCCGACACCUCCGGAAACCCACCACCACCGCCACCACCGCCUCCGCCGCGCAACUCGCCAACCAUCCCACCGCCCCAACUCUCAGCACCUUCUACGCACAGGGCGUCCUCCACGCCCCAAGAAACUUCCUCUUCCCUGCAGUGUUUAAUAACCUGGAUUUAGAAACCCAGAAUUCUGAGCUCCCCAAGAAACCCCACGAAGUGGGUCUUAUGUUUUCCUCCACGCCGCCGCCGUGCUCUCCCGCCGCCUUUAUACCAAUGGCGUCGCCUAAGCUAGUCCACGGCGGCGAAGACGGCGGCGCUACCGUGAGAGAAGAUUGUGUGUACAUAUGCAAUCCGAUUUAUGACUUGGAAGCCAACAUGCCGUGCGGGGCGGUGGUGGACACCCCGUUUGAGACGCCGGAUUCGUCGCCGUCACGGUUAAGCGGCUCCGAUGGCGGCCAAUCUGCGUGUUGUAGCCCCGCGUCUUCGGUGGCGUUAACGCCGAUGAAAGAACUGCCGGCCAAGGCGUGCUCGGUUUCGCUGAAGGAUGCUAGUUCACUUGGGACUUCUAGGAGUGACUCCAUUAGUAACAAUGACGCUGUUUCGUCUUCUUCUUCUUGUUCCCCUUCCACUUCUUCAUGGUGA